CACCCCAGAUGAAGCGCUAUCAGUAAUGAUUGAAUCAAAAGAUACCAAACAUUCAUAUCUUGUUCACAGACGAAUAGCAAAAGAACAUUUUGCUGAUAUAUAUCCGUCUUAUCACAAGCUUCGAGAAGCAAAAUUACGCUGCUAUCCCCGAAAAGAAGGACAAACUGUAAGUGAGUCAUGUGCAGAAAUAUUAUUACAGGACCUCUUAGAUCAUACAGUUAAACGGAUAGUAGAAUUGCAAAAACCAGUUCUUCGUUCAUUAUCAACUGAACUUCUAAAGAAUUUGAAACUGUUGCUGAAAUGGGGGUGCGAUGGAAGCACCGGUCAUUCACAAUACAAGCAACUUUUCUCCGAUAAUAGUUUUGGUGAUGGCGAUUUAUUUCUUACAUCCAUAGUGCCAUUACAGUUAUAUGCGGAGCAACCUGGACAAGAUAAAAUUAUUGUGUGGCAAAAUCCCCGUCCAUCGUCAACUCGAUUUUGUAGACCUAUACGCUUUCAGUUUAAGAAAGAAACGAAAGAGCUGACGGUACAGGAGACAUCAUAUAUAGAAAAUCAAAUUUCAGAACUUCAACCCACUAUUGGUAUGCUGGAUAGUGAAGAAAUUGCAGUUUCUCAUGUUUGUGUGAUGACGAUGAUAGACGGCAAAGUGUGUAAUGCAAUAACGGAAACAGCUUCUUCACAAACAUGUUAUAUAUGUAAAGCAACCCCCAAACAAAUGAAUGACAUCGAAAAACUAUUAAAGAGGGAAGUUGUCCAAGAAAAUUUGAAAUUUGGAUUGUCAACUCUACAUGCCUGGAUCAGGUUUUUCGAAUGUUUGCUGCACAUUUCCUAUAGAUUAGAAGUUAAAGUUUGGCAAAUUCGAGGAAGUAACAACAGAGCAGUUUUUGAAAACAAGAAACGUACCAUACAACAAAUUUUCAGAGACAGAACAGGUUUGCUUGUGGAUAUACCUAAGAGUGGAGGUAGUGGAACUACUAAUGACGGCAACACAGCUCGACGAUUUUUUGCUGACCCCUCACUGUCUAGUGAAAUUACUGGCAUAGAUAAAGAUGUCAUUAUGCGAUUUGGUAUUAUAUUACGCACCUUAUCUUGUGGCUAUGCAAUCGAUGUGCGAGCUUUUGAAGAGUAUUGUUUGGAAACCGCAAAACUGUAUGUCGCUAAAUAUUCAUGGUAUUAUAUGCCUUCUAGCGUGCAUAAAAUAUUACUCCAUGGAGCCAUAGUAAUCAAGGAGGCUAUUCUGCCUAUCGGUCAAUUGUCAGAAGAAGCCCAAGAAUCAAGAAAUAAGGAUCUCAAAAGUUUUAGGGAGAAACAUACACGAAAAAUUUCGAGAAUAUCAGGAAAUCAAGAUUUGUUAAACAGGCUCCUUAUAACUUCAGAUCCAGUAAUUUCAUCUUUGCGGCAGUACCCACUCCGAAAAAGUUCAAACAUAUCUUCUGAAGUUGUAUCCUUGUUGAAGGCGCCCUCGUUAGAAUCAAUGGAAGCAGAUUCUCUUAGAGCUCUACAACUUAAUAUGGAAAGCCGCCAAGUUUCUUCAUCCGACGAGGAAGACGACAGCGCGAGCGACGUAGAUUUUUAGUGGUAAGCAUACUAUUGUAUUUACAAGGGCGGAUCUAAGGGGGCCCAGGGGCCCAUACCCCCCUUGGGAUUCACAUUUU
Messenger RNA from Diabrotica virgifera virgifera (western corn rootworm), 1655 nucleotides. RefSeq lists its product as uncharacterized. Bases 26 to 1576 code for a protein of 516 amino acids. NCBI's taxonomy places the organism in Eukaryota, Metazoa, Arthropoda, Insecta, Coleoptera, Chrysomelidae. The transcript has a single exon. The record is from RefSeq and is a predicted model, not a curated record.